UAUAAAUGCUGGCGCAGGCCGCCCGUUGGCCUACAGGACCAUGGCGGCCAGGGCUUUCGGCAGGGUGGCGGGGCUCUCGGGCGCUCUGGCCGUGGGGCUCGGCGCCUAUGGAGCGCACGGAUUCCGUCGCAGUGAUCGAGACGAUUAUUUGAAAGAGCUGUUUGAGACUGCAAACAAGUACCACUUCCUGCACAGUUUGGCACUACUGGGAGUUCCUCACUGCCGAAAACCUUUGCUGGCCGGUACUUUGCUGACCUCGGGGAUGGUGAUGUUCUGCGGCUCCCUCUACUACCAGGCGAUCACCGGGGACCCCACAUUCACCAAGGCUGCGCCAUAUGGCGGAACCAUACUGAUUGUAGGCUGGGCAGCCAUGGCGCUCUGAGGCCGGGAGAGCCAAGGGACGUCAGGCCAAGGGAGCACGCAGAGAGAGGAAGAACUCAAAGUAUUUAAGAGCAAAUUGAGGUUUGCAAUUCACACGUGGCUGCACGUUAACAACACCCUUCUCUAUUAGAAACCAUCCCAGAAAGUCUCCAUUUAAUCCUGGUUGCUCAGACCAAUGUUCUCACAGCUCUCUCAGCCACUUGCUCUAGAGGGGGCCAGCGAUGGCCCCAAGUAGAAUCCUUGAACCCUGGGUUGCCCGUUGCAUCUUCCCCUCUUUCCGCUCCACCGACUAAAUUUCAGAUACUUUUGUCCCUUGAGGCAUUUAUUUUUUAUCCCCCCUGAUGGGAAAUGUUCCAAAGAAUGUGUAUUGCAUUUUUACAUGGGACGACUUUCCCUCCAUCUUAAUAUUACUGAUUAAUUUUGGCCAACUGUGUGCUUGAAUAUAUAGUCAGAACAUGAGGCUAAGGAGAAUCCCCACUUGCACCUUUCAGUGUUAAAAUUGAGGUUUCUUUUUAGCCCUUGAGUGCUAAUUUCUUAAAUCCUACUGGCAUUGGGAUAUAAACUGGGUGGGCACUGUGGUCAGCAUGGACUGAUUGGACCAAAGAGCCUGUAUCCCUGCUGCAUGACUCACUGCUUGGAGUAGGAGCAACGGGUGUGUCCCUGGUGUCCAAGCAAAUAUUUACACUCGGUGAACAGCUCUGAUCGUUCGUUCUCCCAUUGUUGUGGUGGCAAGUUGCCACGCACAAACUGCCUGGUCCAAAGUCCUUCAUUAGCUGUGAACCAUCUCAGCUUCAAUCUUUCACCUCUUUGGUUAUGGUGUGUGACCAUUCCCAGGGUCUUCCUGCUAUGCCAAACGAAUGCGAGGUCACCAGUAUCACAACAGAACUUCCCAGCUGGGAGUAGAAGCUCAGAGUGGUGUUUGUAACCACACCUGAUACGCCAGGAAGAUGUAGCUGGCUGCUCUCCGGUAUCCGGCAAACAACUCUGCCAGUAAAACACCACAUUGCUUGGCACAGCUUUCCUCCCCUAAUUAACACCGGAGAAAUUUCAGUCUAUUACUCACCUGUGAACUUGAACAAACCUACAAGAGAGAAAUGGGUCACACGCUUGGAAGCAGUACUGCUUCUGAUCUCAGUCAACGUUGUUUUGUAGACACUACACUUGUCCUGGUGACCCCCUACCCCCAAGCAGGAGGGAAAGCAUUGGGUCUUUGCUUCUCAGUACUUGCGGACAACUUUUUAAAAUCUCUACUGGAAAAUAAAAACAAGAUCAUAGAACAGUACAGCACAAUACAGGCCCUUCGGCCCACAAUGUCGUGCCGACCUUUAAACCUCGCCUAAGACUAUCUAACCCCUUCCUCCCACAUAUCCCUCUAUUUUAAAUUCCUCCAUAUGCUUAUGCUUAUAAGAGAUACUGGACAAUGGACAUAUGGAGAUACUGGGCAAAAAACUCGGCAGGUCAGGCAGCAUCUUGGAAAGGGAAAUGGUUAACAUUUCAGCUCAAAGCCUUCUGAAGUUUCAGCUCUAGUGACUGUUCUUUGACAUUGGCAGCAACGUUUCAGCUCAAAGACCCUUCAUUAGAACUGAAACUUCGUCAAAGUUUUUGAGCUGAAAUAUUAAGCGUUCAUCUUUCCACAGAUGCUGCCUGACCAGAGUUUAUCCAGCAUUUGUCUUUAUUUGAUUUCCAGCAUCUGCAGUUUUUUUUAAAAAAGAUCUCUCCUGGCUAGAUGGCUGAGAGAGAGAGAGAGAGAGAGAGAGAAUUCCAAAAUCAAACCCACCAAACCAGACAACUCGAAUGUCCUUGCCUUAUGCAAGUGCGACGAUCGUCAGUGCUUCCAUAUUUCUCAUAGUUUUUCUUUCCAGCCAUUUGGCCCACUGUGGCGAUGCCGACUCUUGAAGCAAUCCUGCUUCCACCCCCCCCCCUUCCCCCUCCCCCAACUCCACUCUCUCAAACCCAUCAACUUACUGCAUCUGCGAACACCCACCUACACCAGUGGCAAUUAGCCUGCUAACCAACACUUGUUUCAGAUGUGGGAGCAAACCAGAGCACGUGGAGGAGCCCCUGUAGUCACAGGGUUAUUAAUGCUGUUAGAUUGAAAGUGUUUUAAUAAUCGCCUCCCUUGGACAGCAGCACUGUCUUCCCAGCAUCCAAAACGUAGAGGUUCCAUCCCCAGGCAAGUAACUUUAAGCAUGGAACCUUGGAUAACAUUUCAGUGUAGUGUAGAGACCCAGCACUGUCUAAAGUGCUGUGUUUCAGAUGCAAGGUUAAACAGAAUUGUUGCUACAACAGCACUGGAAGAGAUGCAGGGAAACGCCUAGUGUCCUGUACAACAUUCUUCCCUUCACCAACAGUCACUAAAACCAGAAACUAGUGACUUAACUCCUUUCUCUUUUCGAAACUCUUCUGUGCAAGUUGAACUGCAUUGUUAAAUGCAUACCGAAAGUUGUGAGGUGAUUUUUGGGUUGAAUUGAGGAUUGAAAGUGCUGUAUAAAUACAGGUUCAAGUGAUCUCUUCGUCAGUCACACUGUGACACCUCAAUCAACAAUUCUUCCGUGAAAUGUAUUUUCUAAUUGAGUGCAGGGGGUGUAAGAUCGCUGCUUUAAAACCAUUGCAGGCUCAGUGAGGGCAAUAAAUAUUCAGGCCCCUGGAUGAGACAGGAGGGCUACUCGGCUUUAGUUAAAAACGAGCUGCUGGAGGAACUCGGCGGGUCGGGCAGCAUCUGUAGAGGAAAAUGGACGGUGAAUGUUUUGGGUCGAGACACGUCAACUCUCCAUUUCCCACCACAGAUGCUGCUCGACCCGCUGAGUUCCUCCAGCAUCUUAUUUGUUGCUCCAGAUUCCGGCAUCUGCGGUCUCUGAGCUAAGCUUCGUCAGAUCUCAUUAGCCAUUGCUUCAAUGAGCCACGUGGUAAAGCAGUUUUUGUUCUAUUGAGCUGCACGUGGAGGGUGGACAGGUUGGAAGGAAGAAAGAAUGCUUCAGACUUUCCCCUAAAUGUUUGCCGGACCAAGCCUGUAUCUUUAAUUAUUGUGCUGAAAAUUGCUCUUGAAACCUGUGGGCUUGAGUUUUCUGUUAAAUGCUGCUCCCUUGUCCAGAGUGACUUAUUUUGAUGGAAGGACUAUUAAUGUCCUACAAUAUAGAAUCACUGGAUUUGUCAUAAGUUUGCCAAUACAAGAGUGUGAUCAUGGAUUAGUGCUGAUGUUCACUAAAUUAAUACCAACAUUUGUACAAAAGUAAUAACAGGUAUUUCCAAUAAAAUUUGUAUCAUUUUAAAUAUCCAA
Molecule: messenger RNA, 3658 nt
Organism: Pristis pectinata (smalltooth sawfish)
Lineage: Eukaryota; Metazoa; Chordata; Chondrichthyes; Rhinopristiformes; Pristidae
Gene: tmem256
Product: transmembrane protein 256
Exons: 4
Coding region: 41-382 (113 amino acids)
Source: RefSeq, a predicted model, not a curated record